CAAUGGGAUUCGGACAUAUCCGGCUUCGCAGCAGAGGGAAGUUCACUGUUGUCACUUUACAAAGGAGAACGUUUUCUGAUAGUGAAUUUGAACACAACAUACAGUAGGGUUCGAUGAGAGACAAGGAAGAGAUGGAGAGAGAGGAGAGAGAUGGUGUUUCGGUCUAAGACGGCCCAGCACUUCCCUCCUUGCUACCCUGCUCUGCAACAGGCUGCCCCAGCCCCAAUAGCACCAUGUCCCAGGCCCAGACGGGAUCCAUGGCUGGCCUAACGCCCCAGGAGGUAGCCUUCUGGUUAGGAAAGGCAGUGGAGUGGGGCCAGACUGAGAGCCCAGACACCCAGAGAGACACCUGCCUCCACCUGGGCCCUCUCAGGGCCUUCCUCCAGCUCCUCCUCACACACAUACACACACGGAGUUCCACCACAGAGACCAUGAGGACUAUUCCCUUCGUAGGCCAGUUCCUCCGGCCGCCUCUGCUGGAACCCCUAUGUCACUCUGAGAGCCGCUCGCUCCUGCUCCAGAGUCUGUGGAGUCUAUAUUCAGAGGAACCUCACAACGCUGUCGAGAGGAAGGCCAACCAGUGGAUACGGUGUCCGUGCUUUGUGUGUUUCCAGAGUUCCACCACAGAGACCAUGAGGACUAUUCCCUUCGUAGGCCAGUUCCUCGGCCGCCUCUGCUGGAACCCCUAUGUCACUGCGGGUGCUGAGAGCCGCUCGCUCCUGCUCCAGAGUCUGUGGAGUCUAUAUUCAGAGGAACCUCACAACGCUGUCGAGAGGAAGGCCAACCAGUGGAUACGGAAUUUGUUAUGUCAGCUUGCUACAGAAGAAGAGGACAGUACAACACAUAUGUUAGUGAAACAUAUGGGCCUGCCACCAAAGGAAUACAAUGUAAAGGUUCUAAGAAAGAUGGUGUGGCUGCUAGUGGAGGAGGUUGGGGAGAGCUGCAGCAGUUUGGCUGACCCUAACCCGAGGUGUUCGUGUGACAGCGUUCUUGCUGCAUCAGUGGCAUGUGUCCCCCUGGUCACAUGUCCUGAGACUGCUCCUCUCAUUGGUGCGUUGCUGCAGCGGCCGGUGACCUGCGAUAAGGCAGCCCUCAGCCCGGACUUCCUGGAUGCUGUAAGCUCCGCCUACUCCAGAAAGUGUGUGUCUCUGGAGGCCCAGGCAGUGGUGUCUCUGUGGUGCCAUAACCUGGCCAGCCUAGAGGGGGCAGUGAUGUCUCUACUGGACUCUGUGCUCUCCAACCCAGCCUCCAUACCGCACAACCUAGAGAACACCAUCACUCACUCACUACUGCCUAAAGCCUGCUCCCAGCACAGCUCCAUAUUCUUAAUAGUGAACGACAUCUUCAGGUCCAUGCUGGUGCAGGUGGAGGGGAACCAGACUCUGCUCUCUCUUAUCCACACCUUCACCCUCUGCUUCCUCAGGGAACUGGCAGCCCUGCAGCCUCAGGAGUGUGUGUCCUUGAAGGCCUUCUUCCCACACACACCCCAGAGCUUACUGGCCCCUCUGCUGACCCAUCCUUCAGAAAUGGCCCAGGAGGCGUGGCCAGAACACCUGGCCUGGAUCACUGCAUCACUACAGAGACUCACUGAGGAAGAAGAGGAAGGCAACAGGGGUCAGUGUGGAGUGUUUGAGGCCUGGUUCCUGCUGGUGCAGUGUGCUGACUGGUUGGAGGUGGCCAGCCAGCUACUGGUCUCAGCCAGACCCCAGGACUGUGGCCCCCUGCUGUGGCUCCUCACCUUCUAUCACCACCCUACCAACAGGGGGCACCACCGGACACAGCAGCUGGUGGCGGCAAGAAAAGUCUGGGAUCACCUGAAGUCACUCUUCCUGCUCUCGGCUCCUCCCCUUCCUGCUGACCGACUGCAGUCAUUGGCCGGGCUGAUGUCAGCCGUCGCCCAGCAGCCGUCCCUGGACUCGCUAUUGGUCGUCAGCCUCUUGGUCAACUUUGCAGUUUUCUCCCACAACCCCCUGAGUGGUGCCAGGGAGAUAGUCCGCAUGGUGGUGCAGCAGUCAGGGCUGGUCCGUGAGGCAGUGUGCGUUCUCGACAUGGUUGAGCUCCGACUAAACAGAGAGAGAGCCUCCUCCAGCCUCACUGACAGAGUUAAGCUCAGGACCAGGGCUCUUCGGGGCACACUCACACACAUGGUACAACACGACACAGACACACAGCCACUAUGGCAGCGAUGGGAUACACACACAGCCGUGCCAGGCUGUUCCACCAACCAGACGCUAUGACACUGAUCCGCACAAACAGACGCUACAGAUACGACAGUGGGAGGACAUACAGUCACAACUAGACACCCACACGUAUCAGGACACACGCUUAGCUGUGCAAGAGCAACAAGUCAUAAAACGUGCCCUAACCCUUCCACUCAGAACACAUUCCUCUCAUUACACACACAUGGGGAAACAUCCGUUGAUUUGAAGAAGGGAAAUGACAUGCAACAACACCUGAUAUGGACACAAUGUUUUUCUCUACAGAAUGUCUCUACACCAACUAUACUGCAUUGUAUGGUACAAACCUAUACUAAAGAAAUGUGACGUCAACCCUUCUUCAAGUCUCAUUAUGAAUAUGGAAAUAUUUCUCAUUUGUUAAUACAAUCAGAGUAAUGGUCUAUAACCUGAUCUGAGUCAUGUUUUUUUGAUUCUGUAUAUUAGCAGACUCACAUGUAGGACAAAACAAUAAACUCAUAUGUACAGUACCA
Messenger RNA from Salvelinus sp. IW2-2015, 2707 nucleotides. The record is from RefSeq and is a predicted model, not a curated record. Lineage: Eukaryota; Metazoa; Chordata; Actinopteri; Salmoniformes; Salmonidae.